Molecule: messenger RNA, 2409 nt
Organism: Pseudovirgaria hyperparasitica
Lineage: Eukaryota; Fungi; Ascomycota; Dothideomycetes; Acrospermales; Acrospermaceae
Exons: 3
Coding region: 55-2187 (710 amino acids)
Biological process (GO): mRNA splicing, via spliceosome
Cellular component (GO): post-mRNA release spliceosomal complex
Source: RefSeq, a predicted model, not a curated record
CGUGAUUUCAAGCUUGCAUCAACCAACAAAUUCCGCCAGAGCACACAAGACGCAAUGGGCUUGGACGACUUUGAAAAGGAGCUGGCCGAGAGCAAAGCGAAAGAGUCGCAUUCGCAUCGGAAACGCGACAGGAGCCGGAGUAGGGACAGACAUCACCAUCGCUCAAAGCAUGAUGACAAGCAUCGGCACAGCCAUAAGCACCGUUCGUCCCGGAGAGAGAGUUCUCGCGACCGUGACGGCGACUCCAAGCACCGACACAAGCGUUCGCGACGCGAUGACGACAAUAAACCAUCUCACAAGGAUCGCGAAGCCUCCGACACGUUGAUAGCAGCGCCACAAGAGCCUCUCGAUGACGAGGAAGACGAGUGGGUAGAGAAGGAGGUAGCGCCACCCCCAGACGACGAUAUCCUAGACCAACAGCUCGAGGAAUACGCAACGAAGGAUUUAAAGCGCGAUGCCUGGAUGGAAGCCCCCUCAUCACUGGACGUAGACUACGUACACAAGAGGAAGAAAGAGGAGGCGAAGCCGCACAGGAUCCAAGCCACGCAAAACGACUACAACCUCAAGGUCCAUAAAAACGAGCUCAACAGCUUCCUGAAGAAUGUUGGAGAAUUCAAGAAGGCAAACGAUCUUGCGGAAGAGCCCGCGCAGCACGAAAUAGACUAUACAUUUGGGGACUCCGGGUCACAGUGGCGUAUGACGAAGCUCAAGGCGGUGUAUCGGAAAGCGAAGGAGACUGAUCAGCCAUUGGAGGAGGUUGCGCUGGAGCGAUACGAAGACCUGCGCGCGUUUGACGAUGCGAGGGAAGAAGAGAUAGAGCUGGACCGUCGGAAUAUGUACGGAAGAGAUUAUGUCGGGAAAGAGAAGCCCAGUGGAGAACUGUUCCAGGAGCGAAAGAUGAAUAUGGGCAUUCGAAGAGAACCAAGACCUUCCGAGCAACUGGAUGUGGGGGACUUACCGCAAGGUCAGAUUGUCCCCGAACAAGCAGCGCCGGUGAAUACGGCUAUACUCGAUCAGACAGCUUUGAACAAGCUCAAGGCCCAAAUGAUGAAGGCGAAGCUUCGUGGUGCGGAGAAUGCAGUUCGGCUGGAACAAGAAUAUAACGAUGCUGUCGCUGCUGCUGCGGCAAAUCCCAGAGAGUCCGAUGUCGUUGUUCUGGGUGCCAUGGACAAUCGGAUGCUAACAGGAGGUCGAAAGGGCGAGGUGACAGCAGUGCAAAACAAGAGGGGCAGAGAGCGCGGUACUGUUGUUGAGAACGAGGAUAUGAGUAUAGAAGACAUGGUCAGACAAGAGAGACGGACGAGGAACCAAGCAGGUAGAGAAGGCAUGGCGCUCGCGGAAAGGAUAGCCAAGGAUGGCAAGUUUGACAACGAUCUCGACUACAUGGACGAGAAUGCCGAGAAGCUUGCGAAGCGCGUGGCCAAGUCGGAAAUCAACCUUCGAAACAUGGCCAUCAACGACUUCCAAAAGAUGAACCGCAUCCUCGACUCGUGUAUCCUCUGCCACCAUGAGGAUACCAAUAAGCCCCCUGUCGCGCCCAUCGUCUCUCUGGGUACCCGCGUCUACCUUACCCUUGCCACAGAACCCGAGCUUACUGAAGGUGGCUCCGUCAUUGUACCGAUCCAACAUCGUACCAAUCUCCUAGAGUGCGACGACGAUGAAUGGGAAGAGAUUCGCAACUUCAUGAAGUGCCUUACCCGCAUGUACCACGAUCAGGGGCGCGAGGUACUCUUCUACGAAAACGCCGUCGCGCCUCAGCGCAGGAAACACGCAGCCAUGAUGGCCGUUCCGAUUCCAUACUCCCUCGGCGAUACCGCCCCGGCAUUCUUCAAGGAGGCUAUGCUCACAGCAGAUGACGAGUGGUCUCAGCACAAGAAGAUUAUCGAUACACUAAAGCGUUCGAGGGAGGGAAUGGGCCGAGUGGCGUUCCGCAGAAGCAUUGCGAAAGAGAUGCCUUACUUCCAUGUCUGGUUCGAGCUGGACGGCGGCAUGGGACACGUGGUGGAGAACGAAGCUAGAUGGCCAAAGGGCGACUUGUUCGCGCGGGAGAUUAUCGGCGGCAUGGUCGAUGCUGCCCCGGAUGUCAUCAAGAGACAAGGCCGCUGGAGCCGAGAGGAUCGGCGGGUGGAACCGUUCAGGAAGAGGUGGAGGAAAUUCGACUGGACGAGAGUUUUGACAGACGGAUAAGGAGUCAGUUAAUGUGAUGAUAAUUGUGCCGCAGACUGCCCGCCAUAUUGAUCGUAUCCGCCACCCUCAAUCCCAGAUCCUAUUCACUCAUGUUGUGCUAGUUCACUUUGUUUAGAGAUAACAUUAUGUGACGGUGGGAAGUGAAGGCUUUGAGUUGGUCGCCUAAGUUCUUGUUAUAAAGUCUUCUUAUUCCUCGAAAAUACUUGACUGUGGUUUUCACGC